Messenger RNA from Momordica charantia (bitter melon), 2235 nucleotides. It is a transcript of the gene CDT1A, whose product is annotated as CDT1-like protein A. Gene Ontology annotation, biological process: mitotic cell cycle; regulation of DNA-templated DNA replication initiation; DNA replication preinitiation complex assembly. Gene Ontology annotation, molecular function: DNA polymerase binding; DNA binding. The record is from RefSeq and is a predicted model, not a curated record. Gene Ontology annotation, cellular component: nucleus. Lineage: Eukaryota; Viridiplantae; Streptophyta; Magnoliopsida; Cucurbitales; Cucurbitaceae.
CUCCUUUCCCUUCUUCCACACGGAUUUAUCUUACAAUCUGUAACAAUGGACGCUUCAGAGACAACUUCUUCCUCAUCCAUACGGUUCCGGUCGAAGAAAACUUUUCAUUCAAACUCUAAAUCCCUACUUCCGGAUCAACAAUCUGUGAGUUCCAUGACGCCAGAGAAGCCAGCUGAGCUAUCUACCAGAACUCGGAACCGUAAAGUUGCUCUAUCGAUCAAAGAGGUCCGGAAAGCUGCGGAGAGCGUCCGUGAAUCUAAUAAGCAGCAGCCCCCUGAUCGGACUGGAAUGAGGAAAUCGGUCAGAAGGCAGAUAGAUUCGUGGCCGGAUGUGACCCCAGCCAAUAGAUCUAAGUCUGCCAUCGAUAAGCCAAUGGAAAUACCCGAGAAAUUUCAGAUUCUGAGUUUGUUUUUCGAUAGCUUGGACCGUGCAAUGCGGUUGUUGCGGUUGAGAGGUUUAGCGUCCAAUUUCUCUAAUAUAUGCCCCAAGAUAGAAUACCUCACCGAUAGGAGGUUUUCAUAUGGUCAUUUGGCUCAAUUGAAGUUUAUUUUACCUGAAGCAAUAGAACUUAAGAAGGUCCAUGUCUUUGAUGAGCGGACCAGUUGUAUGAAGCCAGAUCUUCACAUAUCUUUCAAUUUGGGCGUGCUAGAUAAUCAAGAAAGCCUUGAAACUGGAAGUCAGAAUUUGAAUUUGAGAAAGUUGUUUUGCACACGGCUUUCAGAAUUCGUGAGUUCUCAUCCAGAGAUUGACGAAGUUCCAAAGGGUUUGCUGCCGGAGCCAUUCAAUCGCUCAAGCCAAGAUCUUUUCCGGAAAACCAACUCUCUAUCUCCUGUCGAGACAGCUCCUGAACAACCAGCAAUAUCAUCAACAAAUGACGCGGAGGGAAUUCCCUUUAACCAUUCCGAAGAAAGUCUAGGUUUCCGUAUAGUUAAAUCUACGGUGCCCAGGACUGUUGUUGACCCGAGUAAACAGAAGAAUUUAAUUGGGGCAUCUCAUUUUUCACAAUCAUUUAGCCGGCGUUUCUCUCAAAAAGUUGUUAGCAGAGAAGUGGAGAAAACUGACCAAGCUACAAGGCCUUGUGCCCAAAAUCCAUCUCAUUCUGAUGCUGAGACUAAUAUCAAGACGGAGUUUUGUAAUGCAGUACCUUCUUCUAAGCCUCUCUCCCCAGUUAAACUACCUUCCAACUCAACCUGUGAUUCCAAUUAUUUUGAAAACUAUGCUUCUCCAAUUCGUGUUUCAGCACCGCCCCUUCCCUCAACUCCUAUUGAUAUGGCAGUCAGAGGUACCUCGACAAAUGAAGAUUACCCAUCUGCAAAAACUAACGAUAUUGAUUCAACUCCUGCAAAACUUGUUUCAACACCAGUUCGGCUGAUGGCUAUCACGCCUGCAAUGCCUCCACCAAAAAGAAGUUCUAGGAGUCCUCAUGAUGAUUCUUCUUGGUCAGCAAACAAGUUGAUUAGGCGACCACCCCGUUCCAGAUCACUUAUAUUUGACACUCCCACAAAGGAAGAUAAAAAUGAGGAUGAAAUAGAUGAUGGUACAAGCAGCACAUCACUUGACGAUGAUAUUUUAGAUAUUCUACCUCAGAGUCUUCUGCAAUCGAUCAGAGAGAAAGAAAGGAAGGUAAAAGAAGAACAAACACCAGCAAUAUCACAAGCUAAGAGACGACGGAAGAUGAUUGCCAACCUGCCCAAACUCUUCAAUGCUAUUUAUUUCUUAUUCCACAAGCGUACAGUUAUUACAAAGGAAGAGCUAAUAUUCAAAAUAAUCUCUGGCAAUGUGGAUAUCGUCGACAGAAGAGAAAUUGAAGAGCAGCUAGCUUUGUUGCUUGAACUAGUUCCCGAAUGGAUUUCUGAGAAGUUGGCAUCUAGUGGGGAUUCACUACUGUGCAUCGAUAGAUUGUCAAGUGCUGAAAUGGUACGUGCUCGGCUUGAAGAAGCCAAGUGAAGAAAGUAGCUUCGAAGCUGAAAACUUUAUAUAGUCCACCAUUGUUUCAGUAUCUAAUCCCGUAGUGGUACCCAAUUCAAAUGGGAAGCCAAAGCCUCUAUAAUGCAAAUUAACCAAAAGCGAAGAAUACAAAGUUCUAAUUGAAAUAGCACCUUUUGUUUUUAGGUAAAUAUGCCCUUGACAAUGACCAUCUGUGUCACCUUGUUCUGUCUCUCUGUGCAAAUUUAAACUACCAAAAUUUCCAAUGGUGUUCAAAGUUGAUGCUUCUAAUAAAAUGUCAUGGAACAA